AUGGACUUCGUCAACAACCUCACCGGCGGCGGCAACAACGCCCAGAACCAGCAGGCCACUGGCUCCAACGAGCAGCAGUCCUCGGGCGGCGGACUCAUGGACAAGCUCAACUCGGCUGCCGGCGGCGGCAAGGAGAGCGAGAAGAACGAGGACUUCGUCGACAAGGGCGUCGACUUUGUCCAGGAGAAGUUCCUCGGCCAGGGUGCUCAGGACAACGAGAAUGCCAUUGAGCAGGCCAAGGACGAGCAUAUCUCCGACUUCAUCCGCGGCAAGUACAAGGAGACCACGGGCAGCGAUGUCCCCAUUGCCGAUAAAUAA
Molecule: messenger RNA, 318 nt
Organism: Verticillium nonalfalfae
Lineage: Eukaryota; Fungi; Ascomycota; Sordariomycetes; Glomerellales; Plectosphaerellaceae
Exons: 3
Coding region: 1-318 (105 amino acids)
Source: RefSeq, a predicted model, not a curated record